AUGGCUCUGACUGCUCACAAAUUUAACCGUGCUACGUUUUUACCGGAAGGAGUCAUGAGCAAUUGGUUCAAACUCUUUGAUGCUGAUAGACAAGGAUCCGGGUGGUAUAUGUACGAUCCUCGCACAGAGCUGGUGUUAGAAGACUGCUAUAAAAACAAGAAGAAUUGCGAGGGUGACAUUUGCAGACAAAAAUUCCCAAUCAAUAUCGAGAAAAGAACUCCAAUUCGAGGGGAACGGCAUUUGAAAAAGCGCUGUAUCCAGAGAAUCGAAGCGGAAGACAUCUAUCGUUAUGACGUCAAAGGAAUCGCUGGAAUGCGUUGCCAUUUCUUUCCAAUAACAAAUCGAAUGCUUACCUGA
Messenger RNA from Caenorhabditis briggsae, 357 nucleotides. The record is from RefSeq and is a predicted model, not a curated record. Gene Ontology annotation, molecular function: poly-ADP-D-ribose binding; ubiquitin protein ligase activity. Gene Ontology annotation, biological process: ubiquitin-dependent protein catabolic process; Wnt signaling pathway. The coding region runs from base 1 to 357 and encodes 118 amino acids. NCBI's taxonomy places the organism in Eukaryota, Metazoa, Nematoda, Chromadorea, Rhabditida, Rhabditidae. Gene Ontology annotation, cellular component: nucleus; cytoplasm. The transcript is spliced from 3 exons.